UUUUCUAUUACAGAGCUGCAAGAAACUAAGACUGCCGAAUAUUACAGAAUAUCUCACAAUCCUCUGGAUUACAGGAUAUUAUUAAUGGAUGAAGAUCAGGACAGGAUCUAUGUGGGCAGCAAAGAUCAUAUUCUAUCUUUGAAUAUUAAUAAUAUAAGCCAAGACCCUCUGAGUAUUUUCUGGCCAGCAUCAGCAAACAAGGUUGAAGAGUGCAAAAUGGCUGGCAAAGAUCCUACGCAUGGCUGUGGAAAUUUUGUGCGUGUGAUACAGUCCUACAAUCGUACCCACCUGUAUGUUUGCGGCAGUGGAGCCUUCAGCCCCGUGUGUGUAUACAUCAACAGAGGGCGCAGGUCUGAGGAACAGAUCUUCAAGAUCGACUCCAAGUGCGAAUCAGGGAAAGGACGCUGCUCUUUCAAUCCUAAUGUGAACACGGUGUCUGUUAUGAUCAAUGAAGAGCUUUUUUCAGGAAUGUAUAUUGAUUUCAUGGGGACGGAUGCUGCCAUUUUCCGCAGUUUAACCAAACGCAAUGCUGUGAGAACUGAUCAACACAACUCAAAGUGGCUAAGUGAGCCUAUUUUUGUGGAUGCUCAUGUUAUCCCAGAUGGCACUGACCCUAAUGAUGCCAAAGUCUACUUCUUCUUCAAAGAGAGACUCACAGACAACAGCGGCAGCACAAAGCAAAUUCAUUCAAUGAUCGCAAGAAUAUGCCCAAAUGACACAGGUGGCCAGCGUAGUCUUGUAAACAAGUGGACAACAUUCUUGAAAGCGAGACUUGUGUGCUCAGUAAUGGAUGAAGAUGGAACAGAAACAUACUUUGACGAAUUAGAGGAUGUGUUUCUUUUAGAAACAGAUAACCCCAGAACAACGCUUGUAUAUGGAAUUUUUACAACAUCAAGCUCCAUAUUUAAAGGCUCAGCCGUGUGUGUAUAUCACUUAUCUGACAUCCAGACAGUGUUCAAUGGGCCAUUUGCACACAAGGAGGGCCCAAACCACCAGCUGAUUCCAUAUCAGGGCAGAAUUCCAUAUCCGCGACCUGGCACUUGUCCGGGAGGAGCCUUCACGCCCAACAUGCGGACAACCAAAGAGUUUCCAGACGAUGUUGUGACCUUCAUCAGGAAUCACCCUUUGAUGUUUAAUCCCAUUUACCCGAUCCACAAGAGGCCGUUAAUCAUUCGGAUAGGAACAGACUACAAGUAUACAAAGAUUGCUGUGGACCGUGUGAAUGCUGCUGAUGGAAGAUAUCAUGUCUUGUUUCUUGGAACAGACCAAGGAACUGUUCAAAAAGUUGUUGUCCUACCCACUAACUUCUCUGCAAGUGGAGAACUCAUUUUAGAAGAGCUGGAAGUUUUUCAGAGUAAUUCUCCAAUAACAACAAUGAAGAUUUCAUCUAAAAAGCAACAGUUGUACGUGAGCUCGGAUGAGGGGGUCACCCAGGUAUCCUUGCAUCGCUGCCAUAUCUACGGGACCGCCUGCGCUGACUGCUGUUUAGCCCGAGAUCCUUACUGCGCCUGGGACGGCAAUUCCUGCUCCAGGUUCUACCCCACAGGGAAAAGGAGGAGUCGUAGGCAAGAUGUGAGACAUGGAAACCCUCUGACUCAGUGCCGAGGUUUCAACCUGAAAGCAUACAGAAACGCUGCAGAAAUAGUCCAGUAUGGAGUAAAAAACAACACCACCUUUCUUGAAUGUACACCCAAAUCUCCCCAGGCUUCUAUUAAGUGGUUACUACAGAAAGACAACGACAGAAGGAAAGAGGUCAAGCUUAAUGAAAGGAUCAUAGCUACUGAGCAAGGACUCCUGAUUCGCUCUGUCCAAGACACUGAUCGAGGACUUUACCACUGCAUUGCAACAGAGAACAGCUUCAAGCAAACCUUAGCAAAGAUCAAUUUCAAAGUGCUGAAUUCAGAGAUGGUGGCUUUCAUGACUGACAAGUGGUCUCCUUGGACCUGGGCCAGCUCGGUACGAGCACUGCAGUUCCACCCAAAGGACUUUGUGGGAUCUUUCAGCCAUUCAGAAAUGCAGAUGAUUAAUCAGUACUGCAAAGACAGUAGACAGCAAGGUCAGCAAAGGGAAGAAUCCCAGAAGAUGAGAGGGGACUACAGCAAAUUAAAGGCCCUUAUUAAUAGCAGAAAAAGUAGAAAUAGAAGGAAUCAGUUACCUGGAUCUUAAUUUUAUUUUGUAACAAUAGAUGUCUUUGUCCUCACUGUAGGGGGCUUAUAUUUGUCUGUUGAGAACAAAUUUGGGCAAACUUGAUAAAAAAUUCAAUGUAAAUCCAACAAGCCUCAGAAAAGAUCCUCCUCCCAAUAAAAUGCAGUGUAACUUAAUAAAAUAAAAAAAAAUUGGAGCAUUUUAUUUCCUAGAUGCUUACUGGCACUAGGCUGAGCCCUGUCCUAGAAGCAAAACUGAGUAUUUAUCUUAAACCAGAUUCACAUUUGACAUCUCAGUAUUUAAUUAUAGUUGAGUAGAAAUAUUUAAAAAAUCAAGUCAUUGUUUUGUGACUCUGGAACUGUACCAAGCAAACUGGUGGUGAAAGAAUCUGGGUUAAGAUGCAUGCUCCAAGCAGGAUGGUACUAAGAUUUCCUUGCACUGUGUUUAAGAACAUGAGUUUCUACUUGUUUACGGUUCAGUACUGGGUUUACAACUUCCAUUCAUUGUUCAAAUCAUGUGAAUGCAUGCAGACAGAAAGUGAGUAUAGUAUAGUAGAAAUGUUUCAUUCAGAGGUCAAAUGAAGGAACAAGUAGGAGAAAAAGAGAAAAGAAUAAUUGUUUUUAUACUUUAUCAGAGGAAACACUGAUUAUUGUGCAUAG
Messenger RNA from Struthio camelus australis, 2804 nucleotides. The record is from RefSeq and is a predicted model, not a curated record. NCBI's taxonomy places the organism in Eukaryota, Metazoa, Chordata, Aves, Struthioniformes, Struthionidae.